AUGUCUGACAAGCCCACCACCAACCUGACUGGCACUGUCCCCAAGGCCAUGGACGAGCAAGGAACCAUUGGCAAACAAUUCACAGAGCAAGGAGCCAUUGGAGGUACUGCGCAAAAGAUUGGAGGCCCUCUUGCAAAGGAUGGUGUGAUUGGCAAGCAAUUCACCGCUGAUGGAAGCAUUGGAGGAACUGUUCAGAACAACAUGGGAGGAGAGAAGAAGGCUUAA
Messenger RNA from Fusarium poae, 225 nucleotides. RefSeq lists its product as uncharacterized. Bases 1 to 225 code for a protein of 74 amino acids. NCBI's taxonomy places the organism in Eukaryota, Fungi, Ascomycota, Sordariomycetes, Hypocreales, Nectriaceae. The transcript has 2 exons. The record is from RefSeq and is a predicted model, not a curated record.